Messenger RNA from Hemicordylus capensis (graceful crag lizard), 535 nucleotides. It is a transcript of the gene ATP5MK, whose product is annotated as ATP synthase membrane subunit k. Bases 262 to 441 code for a protein of 59 amino acids. The transcript has 5 exons. NCBI's taxonomy places the organism in Eukaryota, Metazoa, Chordata, Lepidosauria, Squamata, Cordylidae. The record is from RefSeq and is a predicted model, not a curated record.
CCUAUCGGGGACAAGUGGAAAGGACUUCUGAUUGAGCAGCGCCAUCUUGUUGGCGAAGGACACUUGAAUGGUUGUUACUGGGAGGAGAGAGCGAGCGUCGUGGGUGCUGGUUUAGGACGGUAGGGGCCUUAUUUCGUUGGAUGCGAAGGUCUUUUUUUGUAAGGGAUUGGUAUAUAAAACCAGUUUAUCUCUGAAUUUGUAUCCUGUUGAGAAGAAACUACCUGUUUGAACUUAACCUGAGAAAUACUUGAACCAGCAGUGAUGGCAGGUCAUGAUUCUGGGUCGCAACACCAGUUCACAGGGUUUCAGAAAUACUUCAAUACCUACACCCUGAUAGGCAGAAGGAAUUAUGUGCUAGCCACAUAUGCAAGUAUUGCAAUGGUCAUCUUGUACUUUAAACUGAGGCCUAAGAAACAAGUACCAGCUGUGACAGAGAAAUAAAAUGAGUUAUGGACAUGUUGAUAUUAGAGCUUCCUUGUUCUAUUGCUGCAGCAAGCAGAAGCUGAUGUACAGUUCAAUAAAUCAUGAAUAAUGA